AUGGCAUCUUCGGCCGUAAGGUGUCCAAAUUGUUUGGAUCCUACUCCAACGAUUAACCAAUAUAAAGUGCAAAAUCAAUUGUCACUGUUCUUUAUCCCUAUUUGGCGAACCAAAGCAAAAUAUUUAUGGAUUUGUGAUCGUUGCAAAUGGACAGGGCUUUCUAGACCCGAAGAACAAGUUAGAGAAGAAACUGUGCUUGGACAACAGAAUCCUCCACUGCCAACUUUGGGAUUGACUCGUUGUACUAAUUGUAACAUGGAGAGAACAUGUGGUAGUGUCUUUGGUGGAGGUGUGAUGGCUAAUGUUGCCAUAUUACAGACUUCGGUCGCUCCAGGCUUUCGAAAAAUAAUGACCUGGAAUCCUAAAAGAAGUAGCAAAAAAACCCCUAAUUCAUCUUAUAAUAAUGCGUCCGAAGGAGACGACAAAUCAUCGCCUGCUCCGGCAAGCCCUACUCCUAGUUUGAGGAGUCUUAAAUCGGGAAGACCAUCUCUGUUUGCAACCUUUGCACGCAGAAAUUCUACUAAAAGCGAGCACUCCUCAAGGAGCCGUUCACCUACGAGUCCUAGACCCUCACAUGACUUAAAUUUUGCUUCGGAUGGGAUUCGUACCCCAAGCCCGACACCAUCACGAAAUUCUAUGAUAUUUGAACGGGACAUUGAAUUUCAUGAUCAUCUUAGCGUUCACGAGGCCAUCGACCUCGCUAUUCCUCCUGUUUUAGAUGAUGCGGCCGAAGCAUUUGUGAAUGAAGAAAUACCUACUAUUCUAACAGAGACUAAUGGUGAACACCAGAAAGAUAAUGGAGAUGGAAAAGACGGUGAAUCUGGAACCGGGAAACAAGAAUCAAUUGGUGAGGAUCCUCGGGUUAUUCCAUUAAUAGAAAAUGAAGGUCGAAAGCGACUUUCGUUAAUAAAUUAUGCAGAAAUCGUUGAUCACCAACAUACAAUUGCUGAAACCUUAAGAGUAACAACACCAAGAGAAAUGAAUGAGUUAACUGGAAUAUUUGAUAAAUAG
Messenger RNA from Funneliformis mosseae, 1011 nucleotides. NCBI's taxonomy places the organism in Eukaryota, Fungi, Glomeromycota, Glomeromycetes, Glomerales, Glomeraceae. The record is from the annotation of a GenBank genome assembly.